Messenger RNA from Endocarpon pusillum Z07020, 978 nucleotides. RefSeq lists its product as uncharacterized. The record is from RefSeq and is a predicted model, not a curated record. The coding region runs from base 1 to 978 and encodes 325 amino acids. The transcript has 3 exons. Lineage: Eukaryota; Fungi; Ascomycota; Eurotiomycetes; Verrucariales; Verrucariaceae.
AUGAUGCACCACUGCAGCAGCCCCACAAUCGCAUUCCUCACCUUCCUCCUUCCCCUCCUCCCUCAGACAGCACAAUCCCUCCAAUGGCGCGGGCCCCACGCAACUCCCACCCAAUUCCUACCCGACGCAGAUGGAUGGACGCCCAAACCCACCGCGGCGCCUCCAUCUCAGCACGUCGUCGCAGCCGCAAUGGGCAACACGAACCUCGAGCUCAAGCUCUUUCGUCGACAGACGGGCGGCUUGUCCAAACUACCCAACACGUGCGGCUACGUGGACGGGAACGGCGCGUACGCCUUCACCUGCUCGGGGUAUGGUUAUGUGUGCGCGUAUAACACAAGGGAAAAUGCUUUUGGGUGCUGCUCCGGGACCUCUGUCGCAAGCGAUGGAAGAAUCUAUUUCACCGACUCAUGCUACAUUGACACCAUGACGACGGGCUGCUACGCCUCGACCGAAGCGGAUCUCUGCACCGGUCUCUGCAGCUCCACUGCUGCGGUGUGCUUACAAUCCACCGCCCCGAUCUGCCGCACCGUUCUUCAAUUCGGCACCGAUGCUUUUGACCCAGCAACCUACACCCAAUACGACUGCAUCCCCCUCGGCGUCAGCACGCGGAUCUCGCUUCAGAACCUCUUCAGCGUCUCCAUCUCCGUAGAACCCGACCCCCUAUUCGACCCAAGCUACACCUGGGACGGCACGACAUUUAUUCCCACCAGCGCUACUACUACCAGGUCGACCAGCGUGCCGGUGACCGGGAGCGGAAGUUCGACGGUGACGCCGGUGCCGACGACGCCGGGACCGGUGCGGCCGCCGAGGAAUAAUACGGGCGCAAUUGCUGGGGGGGUAGUGGGCGGCUUGGCGCUGUUGGGGCUGGUGGCGGGUGGGGCGAUUUGGGGAUUGAUGAGAAGGAAACAGAAGGCUAGGCGCCAGGCGAGCGCGGUGAAUGAAGUCAGUCAUGUUACUUAUGUGCAUGACGCGAAAUGA